Molecule: messenger RNA, 1704 nt
Organism: Diceros bicornis minor
Lineage: Eukaryota; Metazoa; Chordata; Mammalia; Perissodactyla; Rhinocerotidae
Gene: DLX4
Product: distal-less homeobox 4
Exons: 3
Coding region: 22-726 (234 amino acids)
Biological process (GO): cell differentiation; negative regulation of transcription by RNA polymerase II; embryo development
Molecular function (GO): RNA polymerase II cis-regulatory region sequence-specific DNA binding; DNA-binding transcription factor activity, RNA polymerase II-specific
Source: RefSeq, a predicted model, not a curated record
UUGGCCCCGGCCCCGGCCGCAAUGACCUCUUUGCCUUGCCGCCUCCCUGGCCCGGACCCCUCCAAAGCCGUCUUCCCGAACAUCGCCCCCGUCCCCUCGGUAGUGGCUUCCUACCAGCUUGGCCUGUCCCCCGCAACCGCAGCCGCCUCCGAUUUGCCCUACUCUGGGCCGUAUGGCCACCUCCUGCCCUACCCCUACACCGGGCCGGCGACCCCCGGAGACUCCUACCUGCCCUGCCAGCAAUCCGUGGCGCCCUCUCAGCCGUCUCAGCAGGAGCGGGAGGCAGGCUCCAAGAAGCCGCCACUGUCCCCGGAGCCCUCGGAGCGGCGCCUGCAGGCCCCGACCAAAAAGCUCCGCAAGCCGAGGACCAUCUACUCGAGCCUGCAGCUGCAGCAGCUGAACCAGCGUUUCCAGCACACGCAGUACCUGGCGCUGCCCGAGAGGGCUCAGCUGGCCGCGCAGCUUGGCCUCACCCAGACGCAGGUAAAGAUCUGGUUUCAGAACAAACGCUCCAAAUACAAGAAGCUCCUGAAGCAGAACUCUGGGGGACAGGAAGGGGACUUCCCUGGGAGGCCCCCCGCCCUGUCUCCCUGCUCCCCACCCCUUCCAUCCCUCUGGGAUCUACCCAAGGCAGGGGCCCUGCCCCCCGGUGGCUAUGGCAACAGCUUUGGAGCCUGGUAUCAGCAUCACUCCCCAGAUGUCCUGGCUCCACCUCAGAUGAUGUGAGUCUGGGGAAGGGCAAGUUGGGCCCCCAGGCCUCCUACAAAAGCCCAGGACCCAGCCCACCUGCACCCCUUCUGGGCUGGGAGGAAACCAGCUCCAGAUGGGUUUUCUCAGGAGGAUGAGGAGCUAGAGAAAAGGGAUGGGGUGGAGUCCUGUCCGCCUUGCCCGGUAACCCAAACAGCCUAAUCAAUGACUUCGGUCUUAACCACUGCCCCCACCGUUACCAUGGACUGGACACCUUCCCUCCAGCUGGUCAAGGCUCUGGAGAGAGAGUCAUUGGCUGCACUUCAACCUGUUCCCAGGACCCCUUGCCUUGCCACCCCUUCUGUGAAUGGACUGCAGUCCCACCAUAGUCUGGGGUCAAACCAGCAAGAAACACUGUUUUUUUUUCUCUUCGUGUGCCUUGGGCCUUGCCCAACCCAUUGGCGAGCAAAAGCAGAAGUGAAGUGGACGUCCAGAGUCUUCCAGUUGACCACCAGUGGGUCCCACCCACCGACUUUUCCUGGAGGUCAGCCCAUUAUCCCCAUAAUUGAUAUACCUACUCACCAUCUUGUGAGGUAGAAGGGAUGCCGAAAAUGUGGAGUUUUGUGGACCUAUGGGUAAUUUAUGCUCUCUUCCUAAAAAAGCCCUCUUUUCCCCAUGUCUACACACUUUUGAGUAGAUAAUGGAUCCAAUUAUCAUAUAAUUCAACCAGUAUUUAUUAAGAGCCUGUUCCCCACCCCUAAUACCUAACAAAACCACAAGCACAGGCUCGGAAACCCAGUAGGGUAACACUUUGGGGAGAAUGGGGACAAAUGGGCUUUCUCGAUGAGUGUAGAUGGAGACACCUCCAAAUAGAUAGCGUGGGCCCGGCAAUUCAGCUCCUAACAGCUGUCUCUGUCCAAAGGAACUGCUCAUAUUUAUAACCAGUCUGACUAGCAUCCCCCCAAGAUCUUACCAUCCCCCAUACCGUGAGCUUCCAGAGAUUAAAGUUUGUACAAA